Messenger RNA from Eupeodes corollae, 1085 nucleotides. RefSeq lists its product as uncharacterized. The transcript is spliced from 3 exons. Bases 510 to 947 code for a protein of 145 amino acids. Lineage: Eukaryota; Metazoa; Arthropoda; Insecta; Diptera; Syrphidae. The record is from RefSeq and is a predicted model, not a curated record.
UCUACACCGAACCGAAAACUCGGUUUUCGCGAGAAAAUAGGUUUUCGUCGAAAACCUAUACCGAAAACACAAGUUUUCCCAUACAUUUUUCGUAACCCACAAGUUUUCGUUUUCAACAAGUUUUUGAUAAAACCUCUCGAAAACCAGUUGAAAUUGACAGAUGAAGUAAACAAACUCACCUAAUGAACAAUUCAAAGCUUAUUGAAAUGAAAUGAAAACAUUCAAAUAUCAAUCAGACAUAAAAAAAACAUCUGACAGCUGACUCACGAGAAAAUUUACAGUUUUAAUUUCAAACUACAUAUUGUUAUUUGGUUAUGGGUAAUAAACUGGUAGGUAAUAUUUUUUAUCAAUCAUAAAACAUAGUAAAUAAUUGUACUUUUUCUUUCUAGAAAAUAGAAGAAGAGAUAAACAAAAAAGAACAAAAAAAAAGAACAAACCAAGGAAGUUAUGGUCCAUUCCCAAAGAGGAACUCCUCCUGGAGUUAUGGCCCGAUAAGGAGCCGGGAUUGCAUGGUGCAUGAAGAAAUCUCCACAUUUAAAAAAGAUAUGUCGGUAGCAUUUGAGGGUCGGCUAGUGGAGUACACUCCCGACGAAAUGAAGGUGAAGCUGCACAACCUCACAACGAAAUAUAACUGUGAAAAAAAGAAGAUUGGGCCGUCGGGUAGAUCACCAUCAGAAUGGUAUUUGUAUUCGAAGAUACAUUCCAUUCUCGGAGAGCAUCGCAUCCAUAAUCUUCAUUUGUAUAUGGAGGACAGCCGUCCCUCAGAUGAUAAUGACAUUUCAACGGACGCAAUUCCGGCUUCUGACGAGUUGAGGUCGAGAUCAAGGUCCAGGUCAAGAUAUUCCUCAUCCCAGUUGGACAUCAAUGACAAUCCAUCUGCGGAAUCCACUUCACCAAUCGCUACUUCUUCUACUUCUAGGCCGCGAGCUGAAAAGAAAAAAAAGUAAAAAAUAAUGAAUACAAAAGUGAUCCGCAGAUGGAUGAAUUUAUCAGAGAUUGCAAGCAAUGGGAGGAGAGGAACUUUGCGUUGGAAGAAGAAAAAGUAACUCUUUUUAAAGAUUUCCUUGAAGAGUCAAAAAAAAUUC